This is a messenger RNA of Paramuricea clavata, 4472 nucleotides long. NCBI's taxonomy places the organism in Eukaryota, Metazoa, Cnidaria, Anthozoa, Malacalcyonacea, Plexauridae. The record is from the annotation of a GenBank genome assembly.
AGGUGGGGAAAAUAGUUCAAGAAGCCGCUGGUAGAAGUAAUUUGAAGAACGUCACUCUGGAACUUGGUGGAAAAAGUCCUAGUAUUGUGUUUGCAGAUUGUGAUAUGGAUAACGCAGUUGAAAUGAAUCAUGUUGGUUUGUUCCUCAAUCAAGGUCAAUGUUGUGUUGCUGGCAGCAGAAUAUUUGUCGAGGAAUCAAUUUACGAUGAGUUUGUUGCUAAGAGUGUUGCUAAAGCUCAAGCGAGAGUUGUUGGUGAUCCUUUUGAUGAGAAGACAGAUCAAGGCCCACAGGUACAGUAGUACAGUAAACACCAAGAUGUGAGUGAUAAGUUAUAGGUCCAGCCAACUAAAUGUGAGAGCGCUCCCAUCUCAUAGCAAAGAAUGAAUGAAACGACUUUUUAAAUGACUGUUUCAAGUGCUGACAGCGUACGGGCCUUUAAGCCAGUUUUCCGCUAGCGAAUUUUUUUCGUGCGAAGCGACCUUUUUCCUUUGUCGGUAUCACCACUGGGUAUCACUUAUAACGUCAGCAAGGCGUGGCAAAAUGGAUGCCGACAAAGGAAAAAGGUCGCUUCGCGCGAAAAAUUCGCUAGUGGAAAACCGGCUUUAGACCGAAUACAAUUCAAUAACUGAGCGGCUUCAAAGAAGGAAUCUAUGCGCAGAGUAAAUGAGUAAUUGAUGUUUCGCUUCGUAUCAAAAAAGAUUAGUGCAGUGUUUGCAACAAAAUUUCACUGAAAGCGUAUUUAUAAAGCUAGUGGUUAUUUUACGUUCUUCAUUUUGUCCAACUUCAGGUUGAUAAAGAACAAUUCCACAAAAUCAUGGAUUUAAUUGAGAGUGGUAAAAACGAAGGAGCAAAGCUGGAAUGCGGAGGAGAUCGUAGUUCAGAUAAAGGAUAUUUCAUUCAACCUACUGUGUUCACUGAUGUGCAAGAUGACAUGCGUAUUGCAAAAGAAGAGGUAAAACCGUCCGCAUAAUGUGUUUUAUAUUUUAAGCCACGUUUUCAGACAAAAUAUCGAAUAUUUUAAAAUGCAAUUUUCAUUUGCAAUAUGAUAAGUGACAACCUUAAAUUUCUCUACUGGAAACGCAGACACCUAAAAAUAAUCCUGGUUCGAUCUACCUGAGCAUUUUAUUGAAAUAUUUCGUAUUUAUGAGUUUAACUAUGCUAAUAUUUAUGUGCCAGUCCAGCAGCUUCUUAGAAGACCUUCGCGAUCAUGCGCAGUUGCGUUUAAGCUAAAAUGUUCAUCAUUUCUAUCGAGAUUUUUGGUGUGUCAAUUUAUUUAUUUAUUUAUUUAUUUAUUUAUUAACUUUACAACCAUGCAUAAAUAGACUAAAAAACUACAUAAUAUGGUUGAAGGUAUGGUCAACAGGACAUGAAAAGCCCCAUAUGAAGACCAACCUUCAAUGUUCUGCCUUAUGUUCCUAACUUUGCCUUGAGCUAUUCUCGACCUUCUUUUUCUGGUUAAGAGAUUCAUUUUUACCCCAAAUAAAAAUGUGAAAACACAGUUGAUGAAAAUGACCAGCAUCGUGAUCGUGAAACUCGUAUAAUGAACGAAUGAGUGGCGCGGAUUGAGAGACAUACAGUUACCUAAAAAAUAUAUAAACAAAACUUCGACGUUUCGAGUGCUAGCACUUCGUCGGGAAGUAACGAACUAACGAAGAGCCUUCGCGCGAAACGUCGACGUUUUGCGGAUAUUUUUGAGAUAACGCUAUACACUGUGUUACACGUACUUCAUGUAAUACGAAUUAUAGAGAUUUUACUGUAGAUUGAAGCAUUGCAUGUCAAAGCAAUGAAAGCAUGCAUUGCAUUUUAAAGCAAUUUUGUAUGGAUUUUUUAAAAAUAUAAAACCUUUUCGGGAGACCUAUGGUCAUCGUUCGCUAUCUACACAUUAGAGAGGUUAAGAUACCCCGGUUUCGGUGUACGUGUACGGGUAGCAUGAUUUUAGUUAGCAAUAUUUUCGUCGAUGUCUGUACCUUUACUCGUAAUUAAGGUACACAUUUUUCGCAUUAUAUCAUUGUCUAUUGCAAGAAAACGAAUGAUCGAAUUACAGACCGGGGUAUCUUAACCUCUCUAAUGGCACCGACCGUUCCUGAUUAUUGAACGAAAGGUUUUCUAGAGAGCAAAGCAAGUUCAUUAAAUUGAACGUAAAUGGACUGAAAAUGGAGCUACUACUGUUCUUACAUUUACAGUCAAAAGAUAAGAAGAAGCUUCCCACUUCCGCUUGUGUAGUCAGUUGUAAUUUUCUGUAAUAUUGUUCUGUUUUAUUGUAGCGCGCGAUUACCAAAUUAUGAAUAAAUACGGCGAUUAACUUUUGUUUAGGUUGCUUUGUUUAUGAUAAUUUGUAACAAAGGAUGCAUUUUUCGUUAGAUUCACUACAUUUUAACACAUAAAAUAUUAUCGUCGCAAUUCUCCAUGAUCGGAGUAAUACAGAAAUUUACAAAUUACAGUAAAGCAGAAAGUUCUUGUAUUUUGACCGAUGUCAUAUUUAUACUGAUUAGCCUAUAUUGGCACGUUUUAAUAUUAAUUAACAAUUAUUAGGCGAAGGCGAGGUGAUCAUCGGUGAAUAAAAACCGAGACGAAGUCGAGGUUUUUAUUCACGAUAAUCACCGAGCCUGAGGUGAAUAAUUGUUUUAGUAUAAUUUCAUAGGUGAUUAUUUGGAAAAAAUAAGAAAAUACACAUUUCUUUCAUUUUGACAAAAAGGCUUCGGCCGCCAUUUUGAAAAUCGCUUAGGUGAUUAUCGCGUAAUAAUCACCUCAACGGCAACCAAUCAGCGUGGAGAAUUUUCAAUAAUCACCUAUGUAAUUAUACUAAUAUUGUUUACAAGAGUUUUCAAAUGUUUAUCCUCGUAAAUUACCUCGCAUAUUUCUCUCCGUUGUAUUUCAGAUCUUUGGACCAGUUAUGCAAAUAUUGAAGUUUAAAACAAUCGAUGAAGCGAUUGAACGAGCAAAUAAUACAACGUAUGGUCUUGGCGCCGGAGUAUUCACCUCUAACUUGGAAAACGCUGUCAUGACAUCGCAUGGAAUCAGAGCUGGACUUGUUUGGUGAGAAAAAUGAACAAGUUGUAGGCAAUUUUGAAGGCAAUUUGGAAUGUAAAAAUAUAAGUAGUGGCUACUUUCAGGGCAUUAGAUGAGGGGAGAUAAAAUUCGUUCUAAGCCUCUUUCGUCUAUGUCUUUUUUAACAGCUUUAAUUUGGCACGUACAUAACUAGACAUUUUUGUACAUAAUUUACAUACUAGACAAUCGCAUUUAACAAGAAAAUGGAGAACACUAACACAAGGGAAACACAAAGAGACAAGGUCGCAUGCAUAGUGCUCACCACUAGAUGUGAUAGGACGUAGUCGUAGUGGCUGGUACAAGCUUUCGUGGAGAUACACAUGGCUAUAGUUGUAGCUUCAUUGCAAUACACAAAGUCAUCUUCUGUUUACCCUGCACAGAACAUAUUCUGUACCCUGCACAGAACAUAUUCUGUGUAGAUGUCAUAACCGGUGUCUUUGAGAUCCAAAAAGUUUCAGUGGAAGGUUGCAUUCCAUUUUAUUUUCUUUCAACAAUUUUACAGUUAUUGCAAUCUUUCUAAUAAGAGAAUAACCAUUUUAUAUUCCAACCUUACUCCACCAGGGUGAAUUGUUACGACAUAAUUGACAUGACCUGUCCAUUUGGCGGAUACAAGAUGUCAGGAGCCGGACGAGAACUGUGAGUUCAUUAAUAAUGAGCUUGACAACUAGCAUUUGUAUGAAGUACAGUUAAUGUUGAUACGGACACUUUAAUGAUCAGAUUUGACACACACAAUCUUCUAACCUUACAGGGGGGAAUAUGGUUUGUCGCAGUAUUCCGAAGUGAAAACGGUACGUAAUCUAUAAAAUGGCUGACUCCUGUAAGUCAUCAUUUUUAUCCAAACGCUAAUAUAAACUAUAUCUAUGACGUAUACUGGUGUUUCGUUCUUGUGAGUAUGUGUUGCAGGGCAAGCAGAAAAUUCGACUUGACCACGGCUGGGAAUCGAACCCGCGACCUUGGCAUUUCUAGAACGACCCUCUACCGUCUGAGCUACAAGGAUAAUUUGGGAACGAUGUUACUUAUUUGUGAUGUUAUAGGGUCGGUAGAUAGGUAAAUGAACAACCCAACCACAUCCCAAAAAAUAUAUUGUGGUCGGCAUACAGGAUUUUUUUGUUAGGCCUAGGUUAAUAGAGUUUCAUUGGGUUUCGUGUAGUAACAGUACUUAUUUCACUGUUGAAAUUUAGAUCAUGACGAAGAUUCCACAGAAGAAUUCCUAGAAAUGAUGACACUUUGCUUGAAGAGCUCAAAUUGUAGAGCUUUACUUUAUUUCAUAAAGUCAGAACAGGAAAUGUGUUUCUAGUAUAGAUAUACAUUACAUGCAUGCACACUACGACGUUUAGUGGAUGUAUCCGUAUUUGUAUAAGUAUAUUUUUAAUUUGUAGAAAUAGUAUAAUGCAAACAUUGUGCAAUUUAAAUAAUCCCGCUUG